Symbiodinium sp. CCMP2456 is the source of this 2079-nucleotide messenger RNA. The record is from the annotation of a GenBank genome assembly. NCBI's taxonomy places the organism in Eukaryota, Dinophyceae, Suessiales, Symbiodiniaceae.
AUGCACGGCUUGAUCCACACCGUUUGGAAGAGCUACAUCGAGGAGAGACAUGGUCAGGAGGUGUGGGCGCAGGCUCUUCAAGAUUGCGGUGUGCAAGACGACACGGAAUUCCUUGAGUUCAAGCAGCACGAGGACAAGCUGACGCACCACGUCAUGUCGGCCAGCAUCCGGGCUGCCGGCAGCAGUCUCGAGGCCAGUUUGGAGCUCUUUGGUGCCUUCUUUGUGCAAUUCAUGGUUCGGCAAGGCUGGACUCAAUGGUUGCAAGCCAUGGGAAGCUCCUUGGAGGAGUUCGUGCAGAACUUGAAUGACAUGCACCAUGUUCUCGAACGUGAUUUUCGUUCAGCCUGCUUUCCGAUAUUUACUGCAUCCCGUUCUGAGGAGGGCGACUUCUUUCUGACAUACAGCUCCUCCAGGUUUGUCCCCAGCCUCACGAAAGGCGUUCUCCGAGAAGUAGCGGCAGUUCUCUACAACGUCCACGUGGACUUGCUGAAGACCGGUGGCGACGGGAAGACCGAGAUCACUUGGAAGGUGGUCCAAAGCAGCCUGAAAGAGAGCCCUUCGGUGGCCUCGCACCAGCCAACUUCGGCCCUGGCUGGUUUCAGCUUCUUCGAUCUGCACAAGGUGCUGGCCGCUGCAUGCCGUGGCACGGAUGUCUUCGGUGGCUGCUGUCGGCAGGAGGCCGAAGGGGCAGAGGUCGUCAUCGCAGCGCGGGAGCAGGUCGACACAAAAGACACCGAUGCUCGGUCGAGGCGCCCCUCUGACUGCCAAACGAGCUUCUCUUACAGUACGCUCGAUGAGGAUGUCGAUGUCACCCGGACAACCACACUGCAGGAUCCCGACUCCCUGCCGUCGGUUGCGAAGAUCCGUCAGAGGUUUCAGAUUCCCACAAGCUCCAGCGUUCUGCAGUGGCUUGGACGGCAGGAUGCCGACCGGCGCCUGGAGCUGGCUCGGAUGCUCCAGCGGGCGGUGCCGGCAGGGCGGGUGGCCUGUCAUUGGUACGAGCUCAGCAGCUGCAACGAUGCGGAGUACACGAGCUUCUGGAAGCCGCAGCUGAAGAGCGAGGAGUUCUACCUUUGGUCGGAGAGCUGCCGCAGCCAGGUCUCCGAGUCGGAGGAGCCUUCCAAAGUUACACCUCUGCUGGGCCACUCUGUAGUCAUGUGGUGUACGCAGGGCCUGGCGGACGAUGCCUCUGAUGGUGAGAUACCUUUGCGUUUUGUGAGCCACAGCUGGUGGCCCCCGCAGGACUGGCAUCAGGUUAUGGGCGAAAAAUGCAGCUACGAGGCCAUCAAGGCUGCUGAGCUCUGCAUUGCCGCGAAGGACCUUUCUGCCGAGUACCUCCGUGAUGCCAGUCGCUGGGAGGAGGCACGCUUCUGGAUCGAUAAGAGCUGCAUUCGUCAGAACGAUGAGGAGUUUAUGUCCUUGUCCAUCCAGCUCAUUGAAGAAUUCAUGCAGCUCUGCCACGGCAUGGUCGUGAUCUUCACCUGGUCAUACCUGGAACGACUUUGGUGCGUUUACGAGUGGGCGUGCUUCUUGGUGUUUCACGAGCCUCACGACAUGGUCAUCUGCGCCGAGUCCCUUUACCGAGCGGGCACGGAGGAGCGGUUCUUGGAGUCCGUCCGCCGCUUCUCGGUGGAGCAGAGCCAGUGCACCGAUCCGGAGGACCGGAAAGUCCUGGAGCAAAAGAUCAAAGAGUACUACGGAUGCUGUGAGAACUUCGAGCGAUUUCUCCGAGUCUCCGUGAUUGCCAUCAUCGGUCGUUGUUUGGCAGCUCGCGGGGCUCGGAACAAGACUGGCCUUUGCAACUGGGUCGCUUUGGCAGACGACUUGGGCUUCCAGGACCUGGCAGAUGGCCUGCGCCUUGCGGACCCGGCCGCCUGGCGGCAGCAAGCUUUGGACGAGGUGGAAACCAGCAACACGGAUUUGCAGAGCUGCAUCAAGGCACAAAGCGAUGCCUGGUUUGCCGACCACAUCACACCCAUCCUCGCCGCCGAGCGCCGGCGUGCUGUUCAGCGAAACGUCUUCCGAAGCAUGCUGCUCCGCAGGAACUUCGUUCGGAAAACACUGAGCGCCGCGAGCUGA